Brettanomyces nanus is the source of this 2571-nucleotide messenger RNA. RefSeq lists its product as uncharacterized. The transcript has a single exon. The record is from RefSeq and is a predicted model, not a curated record. Gene Ontology annotation, biological process: trehalose biosynthetic process; fungal-type cell wall organization; cellular response to heat. Lineage: Eukaryota; Fungi; Ascomycota; Pichiomycetes; Pichiales; Pichiaceae. Gene Ontology annotation, molecular function: catalytic activity. Gene Ontology annotation, cellular component: alpha,alpha-trehalose-phosphate synthase complex (UDP-forming); cytosol. The coding region runs from base 1 to 2571 and encodes 856 amino acids.
AUGUCGAUUGAACCAAGUGACUGCAAGAAUUCGGGUCUCCGACUUUCCGGUAGGAUUCUCAACUGCGUAACUCAGUUGCCCAGUGAGAUUUACCGUACUAAAACAGGGGAAUGGGAGGUGAAGCACAUAAGGGGGUCUUCAGCCUUGUAUGCCAGUAAUAUGUUUCUUUCCAAGCAUACAAAGUGGGAAACACAUCUGAUUGGAUGGACAGGGGAGUUGUUUGAGGCAGAUGAGAUGGUCCCUAGAUCGAUUCCUGCGUCACAGAAGAUUGAGAAUGAUCCUUUGUAUCUCAGUGAAGAGGACAAGCGAGAUGUUACCGAGAAAAUAAGGACAAUGAACGGGAAUAAGAAUAUUCAUCCUAUUUGGUUACUUCGUAAGGACCAGGAUCGGUGGCGGCAGUAUGCAGAAAACGUGAUCUGGCCGCUCUUUCACUAUCUUUUGAACGAGCCAAGUGACGGUAGACAGGAGUCUCAGUGGUGGUAUGAUUACGUCAAGUUCAACGAGGCUUACGCUGCUAAAGUGAAACAGUUGUAUAAACCUGGUGAUAUUGUGUGGAUUCAUGAUUAUUAUUUGCUUUUACUCCCGCAAAUAUUGCGUAUGGAGCUUCCUGAGGCAUACAUCUGUCACUUUUUGCACGUUCCGUUUCCUUCUUCGGAGUAUUUCCGAUGUUUAUCCAAGCGUAAAAUCAUAUUGGAUGGUCUGUUGGGUGCCAAUCAGUUGGGAUUCCAGAGUUAUUCGUUUUCCAGACAUUUUCUCAGCUGUUGCACUCGAUUAUUGGGCUAUGAUGUUACUCCUACCUUUGUCUAUGUACAUUCUUCACAGGUUAGGGUCGACACUUUCCCGCUGGGUAUUGACGUCACCGCUUUGGAGAAGGACGUUUUUUCCAAGGAAGUCAAUGCCAAAGUCACUGCAUUGCAUGAAUUAACCGGUGGUAGGCAACUUAUCGUCGGUAGAGACCGACUAGACACGGUGCGUGGUGUGGAGCAGAAGUUGUUGGCUUUUGACCAGUUCCUCGAACUGUAUCCUGAAUGGAUAGGUCGUGUUGUUUUGAUUCAAGUUUCUUUCAUACCAUCAUAUCAUAGUAGCAGGCUGGUCAAGCGAGUUUCUGAACUGGUGGCACAUAUUAACGGCCGCUAUGGAACUUUAGAAUAUACUCCUGUGCUCCAUUACAAUAUGAGGGUUCCUAAGGCUGAAUAUUUGGCGUUGCUGCGUGCUGCUGAUCUUUGUUUGGUCACAUCCAUUAGAGAUGGCAUGAAUACUACCGCUUUAGAGUAUGUUGUUUGUCAAAGAACUCAAGGUCAUCCGUUGAUUCUUUCGGAGUUCUCGGGUGCUGCAUCGAUUCUUCCUGAUGCAAUCCAGAUCAAUCCAUGGGAUACAGUGGGCGUUUCAAGAGCGUUAAAUGAGUGUUUGUUGCUUUCUGCACCAACGAAACAGGCCACAGAAACUAAGCUAUACAAGUCUGUGGUUUCUCAUACCGUCCAGGAUUGGACUUGUAAGAUAUUAUCAUCACUUUUGGAGUUUCUCACUCCUUCGAAUGGUAGUGAUGGAAACCAACGAUUUUCUCGUAAUGGAAUCACACCUUAUUUAAAUAAGCCAAAACUUCUGAAGUGUUACGAGGUCGCUCAGAAAAGGUUAUUUCUAUUUGAUUACGAUGGAACCCUAACACCCAUUGUGAGAGAUCCUGCAGCAGCUAUUCCUUCUGCAAGAUUGCUGGGAUUGUUGAAGGAUUUGGUUGCUGAUAAGAGAAACGAGGUCUGGAUCAUUUCCGGAAGGGACGAGGCAUUUUUGGAGAAAUGGUUUGCGAGAGAGGUGCCAGAGUUGGGGCUUAGUGCAGAGCACGGAUGUUUUCUGAAGAAUCCGAAUACCCCAGAGUGGACUAAUCUAGCUGCAUCUGUGGAUAUGAACUGGCAGAAACGAGUCGAGGAAGUUUUCCAGUACUAUACCGAACGGACGUCCGGUUCUUUCAUAGAGAAAAAGAAAGUGGCACUCACGUGGCAUUACAGGAAAUCUGACCCUGAAUUGGGAGCAUAUCAAGGAGAACAAUGUCGUAAGCAGCUUGAAGAAGAGAUAUGUUCACAGUAUGACGUUGAAGUGAUGCCUGGUAAGGCUAAUGUUGAAGUCAGGCCUCGUUUUGUCAAUAAGGGAGAGAUGGUGAGACGAAUAGUGUUAUGCUCAGACCCUGUGAAACAGGUAGUGCGUAAGCAUGGUGAACGUCCAGACUUUGUUCUUUGUUUGGGCGAUGAUACGACGGAUGAAGACAUGUUUAAGACUUUGAACAGCAUUGAGAAGCACUGGCAGAUGCAAGGAGUGACUAAAAACGCGACUGGCGACGACUAUGGGUUGUUCCCUGUCACAGUGGGACCUGCCAACAAGCAGACUGUUGCAAAAGCAUACCUCAGUGACCCUCAACAGGUUCUGGAUACCAUUGGCUUACUACUUGGUCAGGUCUCGUUGUUCGAUACUGCCGGAUCGGUCGACUUGGAUGAUCGUGGUCACUUGAAGAACUCGGAGAGCGCUUUGAAGAGUGCUCAGAACCGAAAGGAGUACCAGAAGAAGGCUGCAAAGAAGUAG